CAAAACAGAGCCAAUUAAAGAAACAACUUUUGACUAAAGAGUCAGCAUCUUAACUUAAUAUUUGGUUUACCAAGGUAAAAGCAAAAAAAAAAAAAAAGAAAAGAUAAAGAUGCGCUAGUUUGAUUCAAGACUGUCAGCAAGAUGACCAACACAAGCCAUAGAAACGAAACAGAAGAUUGUAUUACAAGGAGUUCCUCACUGGUGUCCUGCUCUCCGGCGUGUUUCUUCCCAUCUGUCCCAGGAUACAGCCUGGUGACCGUUACUGGCAUUCUAGCAGUAGCUGGUACACUGGCAAAUACACUCGUGUGUGUGACUAUCUUGAGAAACCCAAGCUUAAGGAAGAGGAAAAACUACCUGAUAUUAAACCUUGCUUUUGGAGAUUUGGUGCUGACGGCAUUUGGCAUGCCGAUCUAUGCAGUCUAUACACUGGGGGAGAUGGAAAGGUCUUGCGUCAUUAUCAUAUCGAGGCUCAAAGGCUUCAACCUCAAUAUUUCAAUAGUCGUAUCUUUGCUGACACUUUGUGCUAUAAGCAUUGAGCGGCUUGUUGUUAUAGUAUGGCCACUUAAAUACAGGAAUAUCAUAACUAAGCAACGACUCUGCGUUACCAUAGCACUAUCUUGGAUCAUAUCGAGUAUUUAUGGUAUCAUUAUAGCUACAGACGUCCAUACUCAUUCAAAUCUCGUAUACAAGGUAUUCACUUUAGUAUCGUUUACCGGUAUGGCACUCUGCUACAUCAUUAUUGCCCUGUGCUAUGUGAUUAUCCUUAUCAAAUCAAUCAGAAUGACGUACGAUAGGCGGAACCUCGCACCCAGUCAUCAAGAUAACACAGACAGACGCGUGGCCUUGACUGUAGCACUCAUUAUCGGUCUUUUCACAAUCACUUGGAUUCCCUUUGUUUUUUUUCGCUUUUUCGCAGGAAAUCAUGACAAACUUUGGUUCAAAGUGUCUGAACUUCUUGCCCUUUCAAGCUCAGCUUUUAACUCAAUAAUAUAUUUCUAUCGAGCCAAAGAGUACAGAGCUGCACUCAAGCAUCUGGUUCGGAGAUCACCUGAAGUCCAUUCCGUUUCGCGAGAGAAUUAUCGAAGGACAGUAGAAAAAUUAGAACUUACGAACAGACCAAUUUAGCCCAGGCAAGAGGAACAUAACUAGAAGCAUAUGUGGUAAUGUUUGCAGUACAUUUAACUCACCUCUG
Actinia tenebrosa (Australian red waratah sea anemone) is the source of this 1192-nucleotide messenger RNA. RefSeq names its product alpha-1A adrenergic receptor-like. Gene Ontology annotation, cellular component: plasma membrane. Gene Ontology annotation, molecular function: G protein-coupled receptor activity. The record is from RefSeq and is a predicted model, not a curated record. NCBI's taxonomy places the organism in Eukaryota, Metazoa, Cnidaria, Anthozoa, Actiniaria, Actiniidae. Gene Ontology annotation, biological process: G protein-coupled receptor signaling pathway.